AUGUGGUUCUAUUUCUAUCUAUUAUUCAUAAUAAGUCUGAAUUUAAAAUAUGCAAAUACCGCUGAGAAUGAAUUAAAAUUAUACAUGGACAAUCAAACAUUAUGUAAUCAAGAAAUAAUCAACUUGAAAAAUAUUCACAGAGGAAGAAUUUAUUCUCAUAUCGAUUAUCAUAAUAAACAUUUUUAUUUUCCUGAUAAUCAUUGUACAGUAACAAUCAAAACUAAAAAACGUGUAUGGAUGUCUUUAGAAUAUUUUCAAUCGAAUUCUAGUUCAUCAUUUCCAAGAUGUACUGAUGCUAAAUACGCUGGAAAUGAUGAUCGAUUGCAAAUUAUUGAUGGUUAUAAGAACGGUUCAAUGCUACGCAUUAUAUGUGGUAAAGAUACUGAUAAAUUUUUUGAUCGCACAUCAUUAAUUCUUAAAAGUUCAAUAUUUACAAUUGAUUGGAGAACUAAAAGUCAAUCGUUCGGUUUUGAAUUGAAAUUUGUUUUAUACGAUUUAGCAGUUGAUGGCCAAUGCUUAAAUUUCGAUCAGUUUCAAUGUAAAAACAGACGUUGUAUUGAUAAAUCAUUAAUAUGUUACGAUGAAGAUUAUUGCGGAGAUAAGAGUCAUGAAAAUAGCUUAGAAAAAAAAACUCUUUGUGCAAUGAAAAUGUCUAAACCAAAACUAAGUCAUGCACAUCUUAUAUUUUUUCUAAUAGCUUUGUGUUGCUGUCUAUUCCUAUGUAUUUUAAUAUGUUGUUUGAAAAAUUGUCAAAAGCAAAGUAAAAAUAAAAAGCGGGCAGGCGGUUUGUAA
Molecule: messenger RNA, 792 nt
Organism: Rotaria socialis
Lineage: Eukaryota; Metazoa; Rotifera; Eurotatoria; Philodinida; Philodinidae
Source: the annotation of a GenBank genome assembly